GCACGCUGAGCAGUCGCAUCGCACGGCUAGAUCUGAGCGAAGAACGUGAUCUGUGUGCGAGUGAAGUGAGGCCGAGUUGAAAGUGUUUCAGAUUUGUUAUUGCAACGCUUAUCGCAAUGGGCGCGUCUACAGUCCGCCUGUGCCUGGCGCUUAUCUGCUGUGCCUGCAGCUUGAGUGGGGCGCUGCAAGAGUCCACUGUGCCCACCCAAGCGCCCGCUGUGGCGACAGUGGGCGCAGUUGUGCCGCCCGUCCACACGCAGUGGCGCGGGCGCAACUACCGGCCGCACUAUGCCACGCCCACGCUGGCGCCCACUGCUGCCCAGCAUAACGAGAUGAAGGAGCUGAUGUCGAACCUGCACGAUCGCGUCGGCAUCUUGGCGACCUUGGACGAGGACCAGCGCCAUCGCCUGGAAGUCAUCGAUAAGAAAGUCGAUCAGCUGUUGGACAGCAACACGGGCCGCAUGGAGUCGCUGAAGGCUCAGCAGCUAAACUUCCAGCAGCGCUUGGACAGCUUCGAGCACAUUCAGCGCUUGACGAGGCACACGCUGGACGAGCUGAAAGGUGAAACAGACGCCAUUGUGGGAACUCGUGCGGGCCGAGAGCUAAGCCACAAGCAAAAGAAUCGCAACAAGCUGCGCGAACUCUCGCGCCAGACGCGCGCCACUUCGCAGCAGCAAUCGAAUGCGGCUAGCUACUUGGAUAUAUUCAACCGCACAGAGCACACGCCGCAGCGGGCACGGGGCAGGUCAUUCAAUGAUACGGAAUUGGAUGUGGCCGGCCGCCUGGACGCCCUGGCCACGUUUCUCGUCUCGCUGGCCUACAACGUCAAGGACACGCAGCAGAGCGUGGGCAAGCUGGUGCAGAAUACCAACAACAUCCGCAGACGUCUGGCCAAUCGGAAGGCGCAGUCCGCUCAGCUGCCGCAGAAUGUGGCAAGCCUAGCACCGGCUGUUGCCGAGGAGCAUGCCACGAGCUGCCUGCAGUCCUAUUUGGCUGUCAAUGGCAUCUUGAAGCUGCAGCUGACGCCGCAGAGCGACCCGUUCUAUGUGCCCUGCCAGGAGGACGGCUGGACGGUGGUGAUGAAUCGCAGCUCGGACGACGUCAGCUUCGAGCGCAGCUGGCUGGACUACAAGGAGGGCUUCGGCAAUCUGGCCGGCGACUUCUUCAUCGGGCUGGACAAACUGCAUGCUCUGACCAGCUCGUCGCUGCACGAGCUGCGCAUCUGGAUGCAGGACUUCCAGGACAAUGUGGCCGUCGCCGGCUACGACUCGUUCGCCAUCAGCGGGGAGCGCGAGCUCUACGCGCUCAGUCUGCUGGGCAGGUAUCAGGAGCACCUGCAGCCGCCGGCCGGCGACUCGUUCUCGUACCACGCGGGCGCCAAGUUCAGCACCUUCGACAGCGACAACGACAACUGCCUCGAGUGCAGCUGCGCCCAGCGCCACAAGGCCGGCGGCUGGUUCAAUGCGUGCGGCACCAGCAACCUGAUGGGCGUCUACCACGGCCUGGGCACGAACUAUCAGCGCGCUGGCGAGACGGGCAUCUAUUGGGACACGUUCCAGGGCAAGGACUACUCGUUGCGCAGCAUCAAAAUGCUCAUACGCCCCCUGGGCCAGGAGGAGGCCAGGCGCUAGCCCUCGCAGCCGCCAGCCUCAACUGCCAUACGUCAGGGAAGCAGGCGAACUCUAACUCUAACGCCAAAGGCUCCGUUC
Molecule: messenger RNA, 1709 nt
Organism: Drosophila hydei
Lineage: Eukaryota; Metazoa; Arthropoda; Insecta; Diptera; Drosophilidae
Product: angiopoietin-related protein 7
Exons: 5
Coding region: 117-1631 (504 amino acids)
Source: RefSeq, a predicted model, not a curated record